AUGGCGAGGAUGCUAACGAUGGUCUUAUGUGUAGUGGCGACUUGCAUGGUGGUGGCGGCACCUUAUGCAGAGGCUGAUAUUUCCUGUCGUCAGGUGAUAAAGAUCUUAUCUCCAUGCAUUGACUACCUAACAGAAGGUGGUGGUGUGUCAACGGUAUGUUGCAAUGGAGUUAGGGCACUCAAUAACGCUGCAAAUACAACCUGUGAUCGUCAGAUGGCUUGUCGCUGUUUAAAGAGCGCCUCUGCGGAAAAUUCCGGAAUCAAUCCUAUCAAUGCUGCUAGCCUCCCCCACAAGUGUCGUGUCAACAUCCCUUACAAGAUCAGUCGUAGCACUAAUUGCACCCAGGUGCAGUAG
This is a messenger RNA of Lactuca saligna, 354 nucleotides long. NCBI's taxonomy places the organism in Eukaryota, Viridiplantae, Streptophyta, Magnoliopsida, Asterales, Asteraceae. The record is from the annotation of a GenBank genome assembly.